Molecule: messenger RNA, 4177 nt
Organism: Phaedon cochleariae (mustard beetle)
Lineage: Eukaryota; Metazoa; Arthropoda; Insecta; Coleoptera; Chrysomelidae
Source: the annotation of a GenBank genome assembly
AAACAAACAAGAAGUAAACAUAAGGUCAGAAAGUUUCAAAGUUAUCUUUGGCUAUAUUCAGCUAUAACAAUGGGAAAUCAACUUGUGGGCAUUGCGCCUUCACAAAUAUUUCCUGUAGAAAGAUACCUCACUGAUCUUCCAGACUUGAAAUUUGAUACAAGUUUGGGUAGCACAAGAUUUCUGAAAGUAGCCCGAGCUGAAUCUCAGGAAGGUUUAACGGUUGUCAAAGUAUUUGCUAUACAUGACCCUUCAUUACCCUUAUCAACUUACAAAGACCACUUGGAAGAUGUUCGAAAAAAGUUGAGCUCUGCUGUGAACUGUAUUCCUUAUCAAAAAAUCAUUCUAACAGAUAAAGCUGGUAUUAUAAUGAGAGAAUAUGUCAAGUACAGUCUUUAUGACAGGAUAAGUACUAGGCCAUUUUUGACUAAUAUUGAGAAACGCUGGAUAACUUUUCAAAUUUUAUAUGCAUUGCACCAAUGCCACAAAGUGGGUGUUUGUCAUGGAGAUAUAAAGCUAGAAAAUAUUACUGUUACAUCUUGGAACUGGGUUUUGCUUGUUGAUUUUGCUUCUUUCAAGCCUACCUUUGUCCCUGUUGACAAUCCAGCUGACUAUUCAUAUUUCUUUGAUACUUCUAGAAGAAGAGUAUGUUAUAUUGCCCCAGAAAGAUUUUCUAGUACCAGUACUACAAUUACAGAAACUAGUUCCAUCAUUACUGAAGCCACAUGUGACUCAAGUGACUUGACUCCAGCAAUGGACAUAUUUUCUGCUGGUUGUGCAUUAUUGGAACUCUGGAAUGAACUGCACUUACCUUUUGAAUAUUCUCAACUACUUGCUUACUGUUCAGGAAAGUAUUCUCCACAAAAACAUUUGGACAAAUUGGAAGACCCAAAUCUGAAGUCUUUAAUAUCAAAUAUGAUUGAGAAAGAUCCCAACAAAAGGAGUUCAGCUGAGGAUUAUUUAGCACAGUACAGAGGCACACUGUUCCCAGAAUAUUUCUUUUCAUUUUUGCAAUCAUAUAUGCUAAUUUUUUCAUCCAGUCCUAUAUUGUCAUCAGAUGAAAAAAUUAUGAGAUUGAAAACUGACAUUGUAGAAAUUUUCACUUUUCUUGGACCUAUGACAAAAUCAAAUGAGAGGGAAGGGGAAAAACAAGAUUCUGAGAAAACUGACAAGGGGGAAUGUGAAGGUUUGGUUAUAAUAACUUCACUUGUUACAUCCUGUAUAAGGGGUCUUCAUGACUGUUCUUCAAAGCUGUACAGCCUAGAAAUCCUACUUGAACUUGCAUCACAUGCCAGUGAUGAGACUGUUUUGGAUAGAAUUUUACCAUAUAUUAUGUAUGUUGCACAUGACAAUUCAACUAGAGUCAAAAUAUCAGCUAUUGACACUAUAACAAAAUGCCUUGAUCUGGUUACCAAAAUUCCCAGAUCUGAUGCAAAUAUAUUUCCAGAGUAUAUAUUGCCGGAAUUGGCCCCUUUGGCUACUGAUCCCAAUACUUGUGUAAGGGCAGCUUAUGCAAAGAAUAUUGCUAAACUAGCAGAAAUUGCUCUGAGGUAUCUAGAUCAAAUCCAGAAUGAUUGGUAUGACAACAAUAAUUCAAAUAAACAGAAAGAUGAACAUACUUUCAACUAUGAAUUAGAGCUUCAAGCACUUCAUGAAAUGAUAUCCCAAACUGUCAGUGCUCUUUUAACAGACACCCAGUCUAUUGUUAAACAAACUUUGAUGGACAGUGGCAUUACUAAACUCUGUGUUUUCUUUGGUAAAACUAAAGCAAAUGAUGUUCUGCUUUCACACAUGAUCACUUUUUUGAAUGACAAGGAAGACAAAGAAUUAAGGGGUUCCUUUUUUGACUGCAUCAUUGGUGUUUCUGCUUACAUAGGAUGGCAUUGCUCUGGAAUUUUGACUCCACUUUUACUUCAGGGACUAACCGACUCUUCAGAGUUUGUAACGGCGAAAAGCAUCAAUGCAAUGUCUGCUUUAACUGAACUGGGACUCAUUACGAAACCUUCCUUAUGCGAGUUAGUUACAGAGUGUUCUACUUUCUUGGUGCAUCCUAGUUUGUGGGUCAGGCAAGCAGUCGCGGGUUUCAUAUCUUCGGCGGCAAAAAGUCUGGCACUUUUAGAUGUUCAGUGCAAAAUUAUGCCGAAACUGAAGGUUUAUAUGAAAUACCCUUUGAUACAAAUUGACAAACCAGAACUGCUGCUGGAAUCUCUAGUUAGUCCGAUACCAAGAAACGUCUAUGACAGUGUUGUCAUGUAUCCAGAAAUUGAUGCAAUUCUAGAAGUUUUGAAAGAGAGAAAGAGUCUAAGAGAAUGUGUGAAUACGGGGAAAGUCCCUAAUACCGAUUUUUAUAGAGACACACAACCCAGUUUGAGGAAUUUAUUUCGAAGAUUAGAGGCAAAUGGUAUGAAUGAAAACAUUGAGGAUUAUGUUUUGAAAAUGGGAUAUCAUUUGAGGAAAAUAAACAAACACAGAAUCAAUAAUGAUGCUCGUCAGAAUAAGCAGUCUGAAGGAAAAAUUGAGCUCAGCAGUGCAAAUAGUGUUAAGAGCCAUGUUUUGAAUCUUGCAGAAACACAGAAAACAGAUUUCAUGGCCACUAGAUUGCCCAGAACUAACACCUCUGGAUCUCUGGAAACGAAUGUCAACUCCGAGUGGAACUAUAGUUCGGAGGUGUUGACCAGACAGUCGGAGAGUACGAAUUCGCCUUCUAGAUCCACGUCUAGCAGGCCUUCUUCGCCACCAGCGGACGGCAACAACCAGUAUAACAGCACCGAUCCGUCAUCAAACGUCAGUCUGCAUGAGCGGUCCUAUAUACAAUGUCUCGUCGACAAAGCAUAUCGCAAAACAAAUUGUUACAUCGAACUAGCGAAUUUGAAAACUCGCCAACAAGACCAUUACUUUGAGGCUCUAAGGAGCAAAGACUGGGCGGAACAAGCAGCAUGGCGGCCCCAAUUGCCCCCACCGGGCUGGAGACUGAGAGGACUCUUGGUGGCUCACCUACACGAACACAAAAGUGCCGUGAAUAAACUGUGUGCCAUACCAGACACCCCGUAUUUUGCCAGUUCUUCAGUAGAUGGAUCCGUAAGGUUAUGGGAUUGUUCAAGAAUGGAAGGAAAAAAUAUAGCGAAUAGGGCAAAACAGCACUACAAGAUGAGCUCUGGGGUGAACAUUACAGGAAUGACAGUUUGCGAAGGUGGCCAGUCUUUGGGGGUAACUUGUCAAGACGGAUCUAUCAAUAUACUCAGGGUGGAUGCCAACAGUAACAAGAUGACCCUCGCCCAAUCCCGACACCUAGACGCCGACGCGGACGCCUUCGCCGUCGACGUCCACGCCCUGGACUCUGGCCCGCAGAGCGUCCUCGUCUACGCCACCCUGUACGGUGCGCUGGUCGGCUGGGACCUUCGCGCCCCCUCGCCUGCCUUCCGGCUCGAGAACGGCCUCAAGAGUGGCGUCAUAACGACCUUUUGCGUCGACUCGCACCACAGCUGGCUGGUGAUGGGCACCAGCAGCGGGCAGCACGUGGCGUGGGACUUGCGUUUCCGGUUGCCCAUCAUGACCUUCGAACAUCCGUCAGGUUCUGUGAGGAUAAAGAAAGUGUUGAGUCAUCCAACAGAACACUCUUGGGUUAUUUCGAGUAUCCAAGGGAACAACGAAAUUUCGAUGUGGAAUAUCGAAACCAGCUUCAGGCAAAAAGUGUUGUGGGGAAGCACAUCCCCACCAUUGUCUAAACAGGGUACGACUAAUAGUGUUUGCGCUAUGCUUGGAGGCUGCAUUGACCGAUCACCGUUUUUGCUAGCCGGAGGAACCGAUCAAAGACUGAGAUUCUGGGACUUGGAAAGUUCCUCUGAAUCGUAUCUGGCUAUUCCGGCUGCUAACGAUCCACCUGGUACUGCUUUGAGUUACAGAAGUCGGCUCAUAGAUGGUACUCAUGUUAUUUAUGAGGAAGCUAGCACCGUUCGAAAGGUGGACAAAGGGGAGGAAAUUCCUAGGCCCGGCCCAGAGCCACCGGCACCCGGUCAUAGGGCUUGCAUUUCGGAUAUAGCCCUGUGCAAAGCUUCGCAGUGUUUCCUCGUAACUUCAUCCAGAGAUGGAGUCAUCAAAGUUUGGAAAUGAAUCAUGAAAACGGAUUCAGGGUGAUAUUAAGUCUUAUUGAGAAUAUUAAAAUUGAGUAUGUGAUAAUUAU